AUGGAGCCCAAUUCUGCCUUAUCGCAUGCAAAUAUCCUCCUCGCGCGCGGGGAGGAACCGGACCGCCCGCCAAUAUACAAAGCCGUCGGUAUCUCCCUAGCUGUCGCAUCGGGUAUCUUUAUCGGUAUCUCGUUUGUUGUUAAGAAAAUCGGCCUCCUGAAGGCAAACGUGAAGUACGAAGAGGAGGCCGGCGAGGGAUAUGGAUAUCUGAAGAAUUUCUGGUGGUGGACGGGCAUGAUCUUGAUGAUUGUUGGAGAGAUCUGCAAUUUCGUCGCAUAUGCGUUCGUCGAUGCGAUCUUGGUUACGCCGUUUGGUGCGCUCUCCGUGGUGAUUACGACGAUUCUGUCGGCGAUUUUCCUCAAGGAACGACUGAGUUUCGUGGGCAAAGUUGGCUGUUUUUGUUGUAUCAUUGGAUCGGUGGUCAUCGCCAUGAAUGCGCCUGAACAAUCCGCUGUUAGUAAUAUCCAGGGCAUGCAGCAUUUUGUUCUUCAACCUGGGUUUUUGGUCUAUGGUGGACUGAUCAUUGUUGGCGCUAUCUUUACGGCUCUGUGGGCGGGUCCGCGCUAUGGAAAGACGAACAUGUUCGUUUAUAUCAGUAUUUGCAGCAUGGUCGGAGGGUUGAGUGUUGUGGCCACUCAAGGCUUGGGGUCUGCGAUUCUUACUCAGAUUAAUGGUGAGGAGCAGUUCAAGCAUUGGUUCCUUUAUGUCUUGCUUGUGUUCGUUAUUGGAACACUACUGACCGAGAUUAUUUAUCUUAAUAAAGCACUGAAUCUUUUCAAUGCCGCUCUGGUCACCCCAACAUACUAUGUGAUGUUCACUAGUGCUACCAUUGUUACUUCUGCCAUCUUAUUCAAGGGUUUCAAGGGCACAGCUGUCCAGAUCACAACUGUGAUCCUUGGAUUCUUACAAAUCUGUGCUGGGGUGGUUUUGCUACAGCUAUCCAAGUCCGCCAAGGAUGUCCCCGAUGCAGCUGUUUUCAAGGGCGACCUGGAUCAGAUUCGAGAGGUUGCUGCCGUAGAGGAGCCCGAGUCUGAGCCCAAGGCAGACUCAAUUCGUGGUGCGGCUUCUAUCAUCCGCCGCAUUUCGACUGCUCGGCGCACAAUGGAAUCGGAUGAAGCACGGCGUUUUUUCCAUGAUAAACACGAGGAUACUUUGAAACCGCCAAGUGAGAAUGAAAUAAUUGAAUGGGAUGGCCUGCGCCGCCGCAAAACUGUUAUUGGAGAAGGACCAACCAUGUCACGUCCUAUCACCCCAAGAACACCAUCGGUCAAACGUCAACACCCUCCAUGGGGUAUGUCCCGGUUGCCUGCUGUUGAGCAUGAAGACAACCACCAACCUGAAACCAAGCAAAGCACCCAUUCCUUCAUGGACGAUAUUCGGUCUCGGGCUGCCAACGUGCUUAAUCCUUCCCAAUGGAGAGCUGUGAAUACGGAAGACGAGAAGAAUGCUAGCGCAAACACACAAUCUGUUGGAAUGACAGACAUGCCGCAUCAAAGUAACAAUGCUGAUACCGAAUACUAUGGGGCGGGGGGUUUAGACGCUCCAUUGAGCUCUAACCGUCCGCGUAGUGAUACCGCACGGUCUGUUUCAUGGGCGGACGAGAAGCCCGAAUCCUUGGCACCUGAGCCUCCCGUCCACACUGCCCAACGCCAGUUCUCAUUCAAUAGCAUGAUUGGUCGUAUGAAGGCUGGCGGUGAAUCUUCCGCCAGACAUCCGCCAGGUUCGCCCCGGGGCAUCCUUCGCCGAACGCACCUGGGAGGCGACCAUCGUAACGGUGCAACAGAGGAAGAAUCACUCGGCCUAGUCCAUGGCGAUUCGCGGCAUUCAAAUCCAGAAGAAGAACCUCUGAAUGAAAAACUGGAACGUUGGUCCAGCAGCGAGUCAGAACUCGGCGAGCCACAGCCCAUGUACGCAGGCCGGCCACAUGGAAACUCUGUGUCGAGUAUGUCAACAGCUGCUUUUCCUGCAUACGAAGAUAAUCAUUACGACUAUUCCGGAUCUCACAACCCCUACUACCUUCCGCAAGGCCCACAAACGACUUCAUCACCAGAACAAAUUUCCCAAGGAGACGAAGGCUGGAAGCAAGCUGCAUCGAGAGGCAGCGGCAGUAGGACUCGCACACGGACAAACUCAUCUGCGCAGGCUCAUACUCGUGCCCCGCCUCCUUCCCAAUCCUCCUUCUCUACCCAUCGCCAUCCAAACCCUCUCCCACCACUUCCUGACCUCACGCCUACUCCUACCCUAGAUCUCAUGCCCACCGCAACCAAUGCCUCGGGUAUGAGGACAGUCUCUACAGACUCUGACAUGGUUAGCUCCAUCUCCAGUGAGACAGAAGGCAACAGCGAUUUUCCGCCUGGAUACCCGACUCGUCAACAGAGCGGCUGGCGCCGGCAUAUGUCGGACAACAGCAGCCCUGACGGUAAGACGUAUGCCAACCGCGGUGGUAGGGAAAGCUCGUUCCGGUGA
Penicillium paradoxum is the source of this 2466-nucleotide messenger RNA. Its product is annotated as DUF803 domain membrane protein. Bases 1 to 2466 code for a protein of 821 amino acids. The transcript has 2 exons. Gene Ontology annotation, biological process: magnesium ion transport. Lineage: Eukaryota; Fungi; Ascomycota; Eurotiomycetes; Eurotiales; Aspergillaceae. Gene Ontology annotation, molecular function: magnesium ion transmembrane transporter activity. Gene Ontology annotation, cellular component: membrane. The record is from RefSeq and is a predicted model, not a curated record.